AUGCUCAGCAUCCUGCUGCUCUGCACAGUCGCGGUCAGCGCGACCGCCACCGCCACCAAUCACACACACGCUUCGCCCGUGGAAAAUACCAUUUGUGGGAGGCUGCCAGCGGUUUGCAACGGCACGUAUGCGGAGCGGACACUCGAGUUUGUUGACGAUCAAGCACUGACAGGCACUCUUCCGCCCGAGCUUGGCAAUCUCGACUUGACAAGUAUCCACAUGUGGCGUACCAACGUCUCCGGUACCAUUCCCAUGGAGCUCAGCCGCAUAUCAGAGCUGACCAAUCUCUCGAUUAGUUGGAGCCGGAUCUCUGGCACACUUCCGGCAGGGCUCGGCAAUCUCUCAAGGCUGGCCGAGCUCGACUUCUAUGGUAACAGGCUCUCUGGUACCAUUCCCGACGCGAUCAGCGAUUUCUCAGAGCUGGAAGAACUAAGCCUCGGCUCCAACGACAUUUCUGGCACCAUCCCAGCAAAGCUCGGCAAUCUCUCGAGGCUGACCAGCCUCUACCUG
Messenger RNA from Emiliania huxleyi CCMP1516, 510 nucleotides. RefSeq lists its product as hypothetical. The record is from RefSeq and is a predicted model, not a curated record. Gene Ontology annotation, molecular function: protein binding. The transcript has a single exon. The annotation marks the transcript as partial. NCBI's taxonomy places the organism in Eukaryota, Haptophyta, Isochrysidales, Noelaerhabdaceae.